AUGGAGAAGAUUGAGCACACAACCGUCCCCACCAACGGGAUCAACAUGCACGUGGCCUCCAUCGGCACCGGCCCACGCGCCAUCCUAUUCCUCCACGGCUUCCCGGAGCUGUGGUACACGUGGCGGCACCAGCUCCUCUCCCUCUCCUCCCUCGGCUACCGCUGCAUCGCCCCGGACCUCCGCGGGUACGGCGACACCGACUCCCCAUCCCCGGCGGCCCAGUACACCUCGUUCCACGUCGUCGGGGACCUCGUGGGCCUGCUUGACGCGCUGGAGAUCCAGCAGGUCUUCUUAGUGGGCCACGACUGGGGCGCCACGAUCGCGUGGCACCUCUCCCUGUUCCGGCCCGACAGAGUGAAGGCCCUGGUCAACACCAGCGUCCCCUUCCGGUCAAGGGCCUCGUCCCACGUGUCGCCCAUGACCGCAGCGCGGGCCGUGCUGGGCGACGACUUCUAUAUGUGCAGGUUCCAAGAAGUUGGAGUGAUGGAAGCCGAGUUCGCGGCGAUGGACACGAAAAUUGUCAUGACCAAAUUUCUCGGGCACCGCGACCCGAACCCGCCUCGUAUACCGAGGGAAACCGGGUUCGCGGGCCUCCCGGAUCCGCCCGCGUUCCCCUCCUGGCUGUCGCAAGAGGACGUUGGGUACUAUGCGGCCAAGUUUGAAAAGACCGGCUUCACCGGGGGAUUGAACUACUACCGGUCCAUUGACCUGACUUGGGAGAUGAUGGGCCCGUGGACGGGGGCGAAAGUGAUGGUGCCGGUGAAGUUCAUCGCCGGGGAGCUGGACCUGACGUUGAAGUUCCCCGGAACGGAGGAGUACAUUGAGGGAGGCAGGUUCAAGGAGGAAGUGCCGUUGUUGGAGGAAAUAGUGGUCUUGAAGGGCGUGGGUCACUUUCUCAACGAGGAGAGCCCUGAGGAAGUUACGAAACACAUUUUCGACUUCUUCAGCCAGUUUUAA
Linum tenue is the source of this 957-nucleotide messenger RNA. Lineage: Eukaryota; Viridiplantae; Streptophyta; Magnoliopsida; Malpighiales; Linaceae. The record is from the annotation of a GenBank genome assembly.